CCGACCUCCAACCGACGACGGGAGCUUAGCAGCUGAUCUCCCGCUCCCACAAAAUUAUAUCGAAAUGAUGACCUUUUCUUACAAAGCGGUCCCCUUGUUCUUCUUCUUCACCAGCUUUUCUUCAAUUACAGUCUCGAUUCCUUCACAUUCACGACACCUUCAAAUUUCAAGAGAAUCUGAUACCAAAAAUUUUCAAAACUUGCUGCCUAUCAGCAAUGAAGAGCCAGCUGGAAGCAUAUUAAUUUCAGAAAGAAAUAAACCUGGAUUAAUAAAUGGUGACAGAGGCCAAGCCGAAAAAGUCGAAAAAAUUAGCGAUGAUGAAACUCGAUCAAAAAGAGACACUCGUUCGUCACAGAAGAGUGACAGCAGUGAAGAUGAUAGUAAUAAGAAAAAGCGAUCAAUUUCAGAUGAUUUGGAGUCUUGGGACGAAAGCAUUGGCACGGACUUUGGUGCUAAAAAUUUGGAAAGAACCCAAAUUCAAAAUUUUCAUCUUAGGAAUACCAGAUCUCUGAAAGAUGACGAUUAUAUCAGUCAAGUAUCCAAAUCAAGCGCACCGUGGAUGGCAUCUUUCGUUGAAGAUAUAACUUCGAGGACUAGACGAGAUAUCCACAACAACAGAGAUUCAAAACUGAGCACGAAUUACUUCAGAGAUUCGCAGGUGAAUCGAAGAGCCCAGAGAUCGGCUCCUGAGGAUCAUGGUGGUUCGGGCCGAAGAGAUUCAGAGACUCAAGAAGACUCUGAAUUCAAUCAAAGAAACUUGAAGAAAAGAAGCGUCGUUGUUGCAUCUAGAAUCCUCAGACAACAACAGAAACAACAACGAGAGCUUCAAAAAAUGCGGCCAGAUGCAUCGCAACAAGUGUCUUCUUACACAGCCUAUGAACUGAAACCUGCAGCCACAAAGCAUGAAGGCAGUGAGGGCAAAGGCCACAAGAGCGCGGGCCACAAGGCCGGUUUUGUGGCAUCUUCGGGCCACAAGUCUGGUGAAGGCCACAAGGCGGGCAAAGGCUUCGAUGAGAAUCAUAAAGGAUCCCACGCCUCCAAAGGCGCUUCGGGCCACUCCGGCAGCGGGGGAAAAAAGUAUUCGGGCGGUGACCACAAGAGUAGCAGCCACGGCCACUCGUCCUCGGCGGCGAAGGGAGCCAAAGGCCACUCCAGAGGCCACAAGGCGCACCACAGCAAAGGCGCCCACGCCGACGGUUUCAAAGCCGAGAAGAACAAGCAGGAGUCUGGCGGUAAGAAAAGCUUCUACGACGACAGCGACCACAAAGGCUACCACAGCAAGUACGAUCAUUACGACUCAUACCACGAGAGCACCGCCGGGGGCACUGAAGAGAAGGGCAGCCAUGCGUCUUUGAAAAAACACGACGCCCACGGCGAGAAAGGCCACCACGAGAGCGCUGACAAGUCUGAGCACAAAGCUGACCAUGCCGACAAACAUGCCCACAAAGACAAGGCAGCGCACACUGAAACAUCUGAAAAAACUGCUUCAAACGAUGCCAAACAUGUGAGCAAACACUGAAUAUUAACGAGAAUGUGAAACAUAACAUCUACGAAAAAGUGUCAGGCAACCAUUGAAGAAAGUUUGCAAGGCAGGAGCUGGUUAAAGAAAGCGUUUCUUCAAAAACAAUUUCAAGACCAUCACAGACUUAUUUGAGUUUAUGUUUUUCACAAAGCCGAUCAUCUGAUAUUCCGAGAACUUAUUGUACUCGAAAUACCAUAAUUAGUUACAUGAUUGACAAGAGAUAACUUUAAAAAAUAAAUCUAUAAUAGUAGAUAUCGAUGUCUCGACAAACCCGCUAAAAUAACUAAUGACAAAUGUUCAAAUUUUCAAAUAAUGAAUAGAUACUAGAUUCAAUAGCCACCUUUGUUUUAAAUCACCAAGAGUUUCAUGAGUUCAUGUUUGAUUACUGACCGAUCACAAGCUAUAUUCUAACGAAUCAUAGAAAAUUAGUCUAAAUUCUUGUGUUCAAUUUUUUUCGAUUUACAAUAACUCGGCAUUCAAUUAUAAGGUUUAAAAUCAACUUUUGCUUCAAUAAGAAAGGUUCAUAAAUGAGAUUUUUUGCAUUUCAUAUGAAAUUUUUAGGUUUUGAAAAUUUUAAAUUAAAGUAAACUGUGAAUAACAAAAAAGGUGUUUCAAGUUCGAAUAAAAGAAACUUCGAAGUUUCACAACAAUCAUUCAAAUAAUUCGAAUUUUUCAUCUUAUAUUAAAUACACUACUUGUGAAUACGGUUCUGAAACAAUACCAUUUUAAUGAAAAUGUUCAAAUGAAUAUUAUAAUAUUUCCUUGCCGAACAAUCAAAGAUUAUUGGGAACGAACAUCCUUGGCAUUUACUAUAAACUUUCAUAUAUAAAGAUAAUUUACGAUGAAAAAGGUUAUUGUAAACCGAAUGACGUUUUUUUAAAGAAACAGCUUUAGUUUCAUUAGUACAAACGUGACAAGAAAUGAAAAAUCAAAACAGAAUAUCAAACUUGAGAUAAAAAAAUUAAAUUAACUUUUAUUUCCUCUGAAAAUCGGUCAAGAAAAUUGGAAUUUAAUCAUUCAAUUUCUUUUAAAGGCUACCACACCCCAUCUUCUUGUUAAAAAAACACAAGAUAAGUCAUUUAAUUUUCGAUUUCGGUGUGACAAUAAUAAUCAUUAAUUGGGUAUUUCCUUCAUCUGUCCCAACUCGGCUCCCAAGAUUACAUCAACUGUUUACAUCCGUCCCAUAUGAUUGCAGUGUACGAAAUAAAUUUCUAUAGAUAAGCUGAUUACAUUGUGCGUUAACAAUUCUAUGGCCCCGACUUGGUACAUGUAAUUGUUCCUACCUCAUCUUGUUACCUUAAUCUUGUCCUUCCUUUGUUUUUGCCUGUUCUUGUUGAAACGAAAAAUCGAUCGAUACGAAAAAUUUCGACUGCCAA
Molecule: messenger RNA, 2898 nt
Organism: Hyalella azteca
Lineage: Eukaryota; Metazoa; Arthropoda; Malacostraca; Amphipoda; Hyalellidae
Product: filaggrin-2
Exons: 6
Coding region: 65-1519 (484 amino acids)
Source: RefSeq, a predicted model, not a curated record